AUGGCGUGUGACUACCUCAUCGGAGCCAUUGCCAACGUUCUCGCUACCGGCUGCGACAAUAUCACCCAGCCAAGUAACAACGGCACAGGUAACUUCACUGGAAUGAAAGACUUCAGCAUUCAACUUGAUGAAAUCGCCAACCAAACUAACGCGACUGCAAUCAUCGGAUAUAGUCGCUCCGUACCAAUAUUUCUAACAUUUUUCCGCUUGACCGUCAGCGUCCUUAUAAUACUCUUUAAUGGACUCGUCGUAACGUCGUUGAUACGCGUCAAGUUUCUCGAGGAAAUAAAAUACAUUAUGAUAACAAAUCUGUCCCUCGCCGACCUUGGUGUCGGGCUAGCACUGUUUCACGGCGUUAUCGUUAGCUUUAUCGGAGCCAAGCACGCCAUUCACUGCUUUAUAUUUAACAAUCUGAUAGUUUUUGUUACCUUAGCAUCCAUCGGUAGCAUGAUGAUGAUUUCGUGCGACAUGUACAUCAUGAUUAUUCAUCCCCUUAAAUACUAUCAACUAAUGACUGAAAGACGUGCCAAGCUGAUGGUCGGUUACUGGUGGGUUAGCAUCAUUGUCAUACAGACACUCAUAAUAUUUGUUGGGUCGGAACCCGAUCCUAGCAAACAACCGUUUCCAAAAUGUUCUAUUCCAGCUCACUUCAACUUUAGCACGAUAAUGUUCCUAGUCAGUUUUUGCUUUUCCUGUUUGGUUAUCAUGCUUUACAUUUAUGGACAAAUAUUUGCCGUAGCGCGGAAACAAACACUAGUGACACAGUCGCGUAUCACAUCCGGGCAAGAGUUGUCGGCGCAUGAGCAACAGCAGGCUGCUGUUCUCAAAACUCAGAUUAAAGUAGCGGUGACGAUGUUUGCCGUCGUUGGCACAUAUUUUAUAGCCUGGUUUCCCUAUUUGGCAAUCGCCAUCGUUACGAAAUACAAGCCGGAACUUUACUAUCCAAAUCUGAAAAUACAAUACGUGUUUGCAUUCCUCGGGUUCAUGAACUCAUUCGUUAACCCUAUCUUAUAUAGCUUCAGACUCAAACCAGUGAGAAAGGCAUUCAGAAAGACGCUCUGCUGUCCGGCAGUCACCGUUGCUCCAGUAGACAUAAUAAUGCUCCAGAAUCCUGCUUGA
Molecule: messenger RNA, 1119 nt
Organism: Priapulus caudatus
Lineage: Eukaryota; Metazoa; Priapulida; Priapulimorpha; Priapulimorphida; Priapulidae
Product: octopamine receptor beta-2R-like
Exons: 1
Coding region: 1-1119 (372 amino acids)
Biological process (GO): adenylate cyclase-activating adrenergic receptor signaling pathway
Cellular component (GO): membrane
Molecular function (GO): G protein-coupled receptor activity
Source: RefSeq, a predicted model, not a curated record